GGUGACAAUGAAGCAAGGUGAUGACAAAACGAAUGGAUUAAGUGCGGGGAGAAAUCAUGCAGCUACGAAUGGUAUCAAGAAAAAGCCGGCACAGGGAAAAUGUGAUUUGGGGCCGGAUUUCGUAGCACCAGACGGUGGCUGGGGCUGGCUUGUCGUCGUUGCAGCUGGUUGUUCAAAUCUAUUCACGUUCCCCGUACUUCAACAGUUCGGAUUACUAUUUAAAGAGCGCUUAGAAGGAAUUGGUCUGUCCGCAUCAGAGAUAACAACUGUAAUCAAUUUGAAUCCAUGUAUAACGUCGUGUGUAGGUUUGAUCAAUGGACCAAUGUUCCGUCGUUUCACGUAUCGUCAGGUUGCCUUAUUUGGUGCAUUACUUGUUGCAUUUUCGAUUUACCUUACAUCGAUCUCUAAUUCAUUCGUCACAUAUAUAAUCACCUUCUCCAUUUUAUACGGUGCUGGCUCUGGAAUUAAUUCAUCGGCAAAUUCCUUGGCGCUAAACACAUACUUCAAGGAAAAAAGACGAAUAGCAACGGGAUUGUCAUGGACAUUGACUGGAAUGGGGCCCAUUUUAAUGCCACAAUUGAUCGCCAUUAUAUUGCCGAUGUACGAUGUUCAAGGCAGCCUUUUAAUUUUCACCGCCAUCGCAUUGAAUGCGGUCGUGUGUGCGUUAAUCUUUCAGCCGGUACAAUGGCAUGUGAAUCAGAGCAAAUUGGAAAAUGUCGAAGAAACACUGAUGAAAGCUCCCAUUCAACAUGAAUGUGAUUAUUGCCGAAUGACAAAGCGCAAAAAUCCGAGCAUUUUAUCAAGCCAGUAUUUGUAUAAUGCCGACAAUGCUAAUGCCACCGGCUAUGAAAUUAUCGAUCCCGGUGUACCAAUGUUAUCACUAGCCAAUGAUGGUUGGUCAUCGAAAAAAUCGCUAUAUGGAUCGCGUGCAUCAUUGUACUCUGAACGAGCGAGCCGGUUUGGGUCACGAAAACCCUCCAGCCAGAAUUUGGUCAGCUUGAAUCGAUCAUCGUCGGUGAAUUUGGCUGCCAUGGCAAAAGAACGGGAAAAGCGAAAAAUUUCCGCACAUAAAAUCGAAGAACACCCAGAGGAUGGUUCCAGCGGCAAAAAUUCACAAGAGAAUGUUGACAUUCGUCCAAAAUCUCCAAUGACGCCCAGAACGCCAAAGACACCUGACAUUCGCAUUUCAAUGGAUGCACCACUCGAAAUCAAAUACAUAAACGACCAUCAAAUUGCUCUUACCACAAAUAAGUUGCCAUUUAGCCGAGUCACAUCGCCGCGCCGCAAAAUAUCCACCAACAAUACGUUCAAUGUGGAAAAAGAAGUGCUGAGAAAUGUUUCACAAAAACUCGAAGAAUUCGUUGCAACCGGUGAUCGUGUACCGACUCUUACCAAUUUAGAAGGGUUUUGUAUGUGCGAUGAAAAGCUACGAUUGUAUUUGGAUCCAGUAUUAAGCGACGAACAUGAUAAUGAAGUCAUUGAAGAGAGCAAACAGAAACAUUCGUUCUGGCAAAAAAUCGUGGUAUUUUUCGAUUUAGAUUUGUUACGUGAUUUCACAUAUGUAAACCUAAUGUUGGGUGUGACACUUGGCAAUUUUGCCGAGUUGAAUUUCUCCCUGUUGACACCGUUUGUGCUGAGCGAAUGGGGAUUUGAAAAACCACAAAUCGCAAUGGCAAUGUCAUUGUUGGGUGGCGUCGAUAUUGGUGUAAGAUUUUUUGUACCAUUUUGUGCUGGGAAGAUUGGAUGGGAGAAUAAAACAUUCUUUUUAGUAGGCAUUUUUGGAAUGGCAAUGGGCAGAGUGUUCAUAACAUUCUAUCGAUCAUAUACGGCGAUUUUGGUCGCAUUUUGUUGGAUUGGAUUGGGCAAAGGGUUGCGAACCGUGUUCAUGGCAUUAGUCAUUCCAAGUUAUGUACCGUUGCAUCGUUUACCAGCGGCGUCUGGUUUGCAACUAAUUUCGGCUGGUAUUUUUUACUUUUUUGCCGGACCGGUCGUUGGUUGGAUUCGCGAUAAGACGGACUACGUGGUGACGUUGCAUUGCUUGAACUUGGCGACAUAUUUCGUAACGAUAAGCUGGCUGGGCGAGAAAUUCUACCGUGAUUAUCAGGAACGAAAACGAAAACAGGCUGAACAGAAAGACCAAACUGUGAUUGAAUAAAUUCAAAGCACAAAACUCGUGUAAAACACGUCACACAAACACACAUACACCAAAAAAAAUCACAAAAACUUCAUUUCAAGCGUACACGAUAAAUUCAUAAAUAAAUCCAUUAAAAAUCUAAUCAAGUGUAAAUUCGUUGAAAUUAGCGCGUUCUUUUGUUUCGACUUUAUAUACAUUUCUAUUUAUUUUGUAAAAUUCUACAAUGAAUUCAAUAAAUUUGUUUCGUUUUAUUUUGUUAAGUCAUAGAAUAUUGUUUGUUGUUUGCGCAUUGUCCUAAAUUAAGGUCCCUCGAUUAAGGUUAAAUUGGUGAUUUGCAUUUGGGACAAACACAUGGUAUUGAUUGCCAAUAAUUGUUUGCCUGGACAUUUUGUUCAAUUGUAAACGUUCCAUUGAGUGACAAUUAAAUGUUUGUAUGUGUAUCUUAUCACGUGUGAAUAUGUGCGUGCAAAAUAAGGUCACCCGUGUGGUGGACUACCUUCGAACGCCUUUUUUGAACAAAAUAACAAAUCAACUGAAUAUUUUGACAAAAAACACACACACACACACACUUCGAACUUACAUAAAAGAGCUCAAUGACCAAUGUCCCGUGAGAGUGAAUGUGCAAACAGUUAAUUAGUGCCAAAAACGUUGUUUGAAGGAAGGAUCCAUUAAAAGUCACUUUAUUUAUAGACAGAGUAGAAC
Molecule: messenger RNA, 2836 nt
Organism: Sitodiplosis mosellana (orange wheat blossom midge)
Lineage: Eukaryota; Metazoa; Arthropoda; Insecta; Diptera; Cecidomyiidae
Exons: 8
Coding region: 8-2155 (715 amino acids)
Biological process (GO): monocarboxylic acid transport; transmembrane transport
Molecular function (GO): monocarboxylic acid transmembrane transporter activity
Source: RefSeq, a predicted model, not a curated record